Messenger RNA from Saccostrea echinata, 1179 nucleotides. RefSeq lists its product as uncharacterized. The transcript is spliced from 2 exons. Gene Ontology annotation, molecular function: zinc ion binding; nucleic acid binding; aspartic-type endopeptidase activity. The coding region runs from base 1 to 1179 and encodes 392 amino acids. Gene Ontology annotation, biological process: proteolysis. The record is from RefSeq and is a predicted model, not a curated record. NCBI's taxonomy places the organism in Eukaryota, Metazoa, Mollusca, Bivalvia, Ostreida, Ostreidae.
AUGAGCUACAAAGAGCUGACAUCUGCAUUAAGUGAUAGAUUUGCUCCACCAGAUCAAGUAGAUUUGUAUAGAGCUCAACUGAGAGAGCGAAGACAGAGAGCGUCAGAAUCCUUGCCAGAGCUUGGUCAACAAAUCAGGCGUCUUGUGAACUUGGCAUAUCCUACAGUACCUGCAGAUGUAAAGGAAACUCUAGCUAAGGACCAUUUCAUUGAUGCCUUAGCUAUAUCUGAUAUUCGGUUGAGAAUCAAGCAAGCCAGACCAAAGAAUUUAAAUGAGGCUGUAAGAAAUGCAAUCGAACUAGAGGCUUUCCUGAAAACUGAACAAAGAUUAGGAGACAAACGGACAAAGAAACCUGAAUGGAAGAAAAACGCUACUUGUUAUAACUGUGGCAAGAGGGGACAUCUGAAAAAGGAAUGUCGCUCAAAACAGAAUCCCCAGAAUGUCAAUAAAAACCAUGCAGUGCAGAGAGGAACAAAACAAACAAAAGAGUCAUGCAAAACGGAGUCUCCUGAAAAAGUAGGGAUUACUGGGGAUGCUGGUAUUUUUGUUAAAGCAUCUAUUGAUGGUUUUGAUUUAAACAUAUUGGUUGACACAGGAGCUACACUGUCUCUUUUGGCUAAACAUGUAUAUGAUAAAAUUCUCGAAAGCAACAGCUCACUUGAAACUUUAAAGAAAGUCAGCCAGCCAGUGCUAUCAGCAAGGAAUGACCCUCUUACGAUUUAUGGGAAACUCAAUGUCCCAAUCCUUAUAAAUAACAUUUUGUAUAGCACCGAAGUUGUUCUUACAGAGUUGACUGUCGAUGUAAUUUUGGGGUUAGACUUUUUGAUCGGAAACAAAUGUGUUGUCGAUUUAACAACGCAGAUUUUGGAAGUAAAUGGGAAACCCUCACCUUUGAAUAAAGCGGGUCAUAUUGGAUGUUACCGUGUUGCUGUAGCAAAAACCAUUCAUAUACCACCUAGGUCUGAAAUUGUCACGAAUUGCAACGUGUGCAUACCUGACAAGGAGCCAUUGCCAAGAGGUUUAGGGAUACUAGAAGGCGAUAAAGAUUUUCUGAAAUCUGAAAGAGGGAUAAUUGGCAAGGUGCUUGUCACAAACCGAAACUCCGUUCCUUGUCGACUGAUGAAUCCUAGUCCAGAUGUACAAGUCAUUCAUAGUGGAACUGUUGUUGCAAAGAACUAA